GUGCUGGCUAGAGUUACACGUUCUAUAUUUAAGCCUGGUGACUUGUGUCGCCGCUCGGUUUCACCGCCUCAGUCUGAGCGGGGCGAGGGCCGCAGCAAUAUGAUGGACCUUUUUGAGACCAACUCGUACCUCUUCGGGGACUUGCGUUAUUUGGAGGAGGGCGACCAUGGCUCGCUGCAGCACCUGGACAUGGCGGCGGUGUCGCCCCUGUACAGCCCGCUGUCCCCCGGCCGGGACCGGGACCGCGCCCCGUCCGAGACGGCGGGGGAGAGCGGGGGGGAGAGCAGCGGGGAGGAGCACGUGCUGGCGCCGGCCGCGCUCCGGGCCCACUGCGAGGGCCAGUGCCUCAUGUGGGCCUGCAAGGUCUGCAAGCGCAAGGCGGCGCCCACGGACCGGCGCAAGGCGGCCACGCUGCGCGAGAGGAGGAGGCUGAAGAAGAUCAACGAGGCCUUCGACGCGCUCAAGAGGAAGACCGUGGCCAACCCCAACCAGAGGCUGCCCAAGGUGGAGAUCCUGCGCAGCGCCAUCGGCUACAUCGAGCGCCUGCAGGAGCUGCUGCAGACGCUGGACGAGCGGGACAAGAGCCCCAGCGCCCAGUGUAAAGAGCACAGCGUGGUUGGUCCUGAGCCCCUCUGGAAGCAGAGCUCUGAGACCUGGCCGUGCUCUGCUGACCAUUCCACUCCAGCCGGCAUCAACCAGAGAGAAGGGAGCGGCGAGUCCUCGGCGUCUUCCAGCCUCCUGCGUCUGUCCUCCAUCGUGGACAGAAUCACCAACAACGAGAGGAGCAGCUUCCCUCAGGACAUCUCCCAAAACUGAAGCCUUGACCAGAGAAGCCUUUUAUUACUGUUUAUCCCUACAUGAUUUCCACUGUGUAUCAGUCUCCCUCUACAGCAGGAGCAGCAGAUCUGUACAUAUUUUAUAACGAUGUGAUGCUUAGAUUUAUUUAUUUUGUAUUCAAACGAAGGCAAACUCCUAAAACACGCGUUCUAUUUAAUUAUUUGUACAUAAGAGAAUAAAAAGCUCCUUUUCCAGUCUAGUCAA
Molecule: messenger RNA, 1041 nt
Organism: Betta splendens (Siamese fighting fish)
Lineage: Eukaryota; Metazoa; Chordata; Actinopteri; Anabantiformes; Osphronemidae
Gene: myf6
Product: myogenic factor 6
Exons: 3
Coding region: 100-816 (238 amino acids)
Biological process (GO): regulation of transcription by RNA polymerase II; muscle organ development; positive regulation of myoblast differentiation
Molecular function (GO): protein dimerization activity; RNA polymerase II cis-regulatory region sequence-specific DNA binding; DNA-binding transcription factor activity, RNA polymerase II-specific
Source: RefSeq, a predicted model, not a curated record